Molecule: messenger RNA, 895 nt
Organism: Mercurialis annua (annual mercury)
Lineage: Eukaryota; Viridiplantae; Streptophyta; Magnoliopsida; Malpighiales; Euphorbiaceae
Product: N-terminal acetyltransferase A complex catalytic subunit NAA10
Exons: 2
Coding region: 89-682 (197 amino acids)
Biological process (GO): N-terminal peptidyl-glutamic acid acetylation
Cellular component (GO): NatA complex
Molecular function (GO): protein-N-terminal-glutamate acetyltransferase activity; protein N-terminal-serine acetyltransferase activity
Source: RefSeq, a predicted model, not a curated record
CAAAGCAAGGAAUCAAAUUCAUCCAAAUCUCUCCUUCGUUAAAAUCAAAAACCAAACCCUAACCCUAAAACCUCUGAAAUCAUCAGCUAUGGUGUGCAUAAGAAAGGCGACGAUCGACGACUUGCUAGCAAUGCAAGCAUGCAAUCUCCUUUGCUUGCCGGAGAAUUACCAGAUGAAAUAUUAUUUCUACCACAUCCUCUCGUGGCCGCAGCUUCUCUACGUCGCUGAAGAUUAUAACGGACGUAUCGUCGGCUAUGUGUUGGCUAAGAUGGAAGAGGAAUCCAAUGAGUGUCACGGCCACAUCACUUCGCUCGCCGUCCUCCGUACUCACCGGAAGUUGGGGCUUGCUACUAAGCUCAUGAGCGCUGCUCAAAUUGCCAUGGAACAGGUGUUUGGCGCAGAGUAUGUAUCACUGCAUGUGAGGAAGAGUAAUAGGGCAGCAUUCAAUCUGUAUACAGAAACUUUGGGCUAUAAGAUUCAUGAUAUUGAGGCAAAGUAUUAUGCUGACGGAGAAGAUGCGUAUGAUAUGCGGAAGCAGCUCAAGGGGAAGCAGAACCAUCAUCACGGACACCAUCAUCAUGGAGGCGGCUGUUGUGCUGGUGAUUCUAAAUCUGUGCAAGCAAGACCAGAAUCGAAAUCAGAGGCAAAAGCCAGUACAAAAUCGGAAUCAAAAGCAGGAUAAUGGCAAAAUGUGCAAAAUCAAUAUUCGGAGAACUGGGCUAAGCUGUGAUUCAUACUCUUUGCUUGUUUGUAUCCAGUAAGUUGUUUCUGGUGGUAAUUAUACAUUUAAUGACAUGUUUCUGUCAUUGCAUUCCCAUUUAUGUAUACGGUAUGAGCAUUGUUGUUUAAUGAUUGCUGCACCUUCUUAAGAAACAUAUUAUAGAUGCUUACUGAA